Aedes albopictus (Asian tiger mosquito) is the source of this 2273-nucleotide messenger RNA. RefSeq lists its product as uncharacterized. Bases 296 to 2071 code for a protein of 591 amino acids. Lineage: Eukaryota; Metazoa; Arthropoda; Insecta; Diptera; Culicidae. The transcript is spliced from 2 exons. The record is from RefSeq and is a predicted model, not a curated record.
UCGUUUACUACCACCGGUAACAUCUGUUCAUGAAUGGUUAUCUUCCCACGGGCCGCAAGCACGUUCCAGUCUGCAAUCAAUUUUCACCCGAAUGUUAAGCGGUCAAUACCGUUAUCUGUCCAGUCGCGUCACGUUGUCAACGCCCUCUAACGGACGGGGGCCUAUCACAGGUAUACGUGCCCAACUGCUAUCCUAUAUUUUCGGAAGUUAUAUGUAUUUAAACUGAACUUAUCCCCUUGGCAAGGGUUAGUUCUACUUGACACCGGAUACUAGCGGUACUUUCGAUGGUUGCAUAAUGUGGUUUCGGACUUUGUGCGGUUUGGUGAUCAUCGUCGUGGUGGUUGAUGCGCGCAGACUAGCUAGGAGCAAAGCCGUGGUUGACGAUCGAAAUGACUCGAGUGGUUCCGACGAAGCGGAGAUCUUUGUGAGUCACGACAACGAAGGCAAGGCGGUGGUCUCCAAACGGUACUUGGAUCCACCGCCGGGGAAGAAUGUGUACAUGGUCAAACGGGUGAAUGCCAAACCACCGGCGCCAGUGACGGAGCGGUUGGUGGCCGUGACGAGUAAAAGUUGGACGAAGAUUUUGAACAAACUCGGGGACGUCCAUGAAGUGGAAUCCAGUGAAGAGGAAGAAGCGAUGGUUGCGCCUUUGGAUGUUAGGAUAGGUGAAAGUAAUGAGGGUGCGUUGAGCGAAGAGGUAGAUGAAGUUAAGAGUCCCAGUGAUCCGAUGGUUAUUGCGCAGAAACUGUUUCCGGUAUUGUUACGCCGAGCGAUUGAUAACGUGAUGCAGAAUAUUUCGAAACAUGAUGUGGCAGAUUUGAUGGAUGAGUUAUCGAAAAGGGCGUGGAUAAAUAGUGAAUCUGAGAGGAGAUUGACGAAUAGGCUGCUAGAGGAUUCUCAUCGUGGAGGUAGUCGUCAUAAUGAUAUGGAUGUAGAUACUGGAGUGUCUUCAAAACAGAAACGUUCAUAUUAUCCAGACAAAAGCUUUGAUAAUGAUGGGAACACACCUCCUUACGUUGUGAACAUAUUCAACAACUCACAUAUCGGGUACCUUGUGCUAAAACCUGCUUGUAAUGUUACUGGAGAUAAUACAAGAAACUGCUCAGGGCAGUCUCCGGUAGUAUAUGGUCCUCUUCCACAGUCGCUGAAUUUCACCUUUGCAUUACCUAACUUUAACGUUCCUUGUGUACAGCCUUCUGGUUCAUUCAACUUAGAUUUCUUGCCAUGCUGCGGAAAACCACCAAUGGUUCAUCCGGAGACUUGUACCUCCACAACUGAGGAAACAACUACCACAUCUACGACCACUACAACUACCAUUACCACUACAACAACUCCAUGUCCUACGACAACAACGACAACCGAAUCAUCAUCGACAUGUGAACCAAGCACUAUUCCGACAACAACUUGUGAAGCCCCGACAUUGUCCACGGUGCAUCAUCCACCUUACUAUCAUCCCAUGCUGUACCAUGGACCCCAUGAACCACACGUUCGACACUGGUACAAGAUCCCUCAGAUAGAUUACUACCACAGGAAACCUCCCAUAGCACCACGUCCCAAAUACGAAGAACGCAUCAUCUACGAUCCAUACAAGCAUCUGGCAUACGAAGACGUCCCAGGUGAAGACUGCGAUUGCAGUGACGAGGAAGAUCGCCCAUCCGAGAAUUUUCACGUUAAGCGAGAACCGCAAAGACCGCUCCGUCCGUUCAAACGUAAACCACAUUCUUACGUAAAGCCUACAACUACGAUUGCCCCCUUCCAUAAAUCUCUGUCCCAUUCCGAGGAAGCCGUUCGACUGAUCAUCGAUUUACCACCAGCCUUCAACUCGGAGGAGAUCCGCGAUGACACCCAUCUGAUGAACACGUUAGCCAAGAUAGGGCUGUCGCUCGAUACGGAACGACCACCGGUGGCAAAACCCGUUGCACCUAUUGUCAAGAAUCGCUAUAGAACUCUGGCUCCUACACGAAGUCCACGAAUGCAGCACCAGUACAAGACGAAGGAUCGAGAAUCGGAUGAAAAACCACAGAAGAGACCUCCCAGAGCAACCAUGGCUCCCGCAAUGUUUCUUUUUUAGGCCAGUCAAUAAACUUUAAAUUAACUAUUUAUUGCAGCCACUCAGUUUUAAUUUCGUGAAAAUGUUUCACCAAUUCCAUCGGCAUCGCAAAUAACAUCUUUCACUUUUUGCCUGACUUUAUUAUUGGUCAUAAAACCGUGAAGAAUCGCGAACCAUGCCGACCUGCAAUCCAACGCCACACCUAUUUGAAAGAUCUACAUUA